This is a messenger RNA of Rotaria sp. Silwood2, 369 nucleotides long. The record is from the annotation of a GenBank genome assembly. Lineage: Eukaryota; Metazoa; Rotifera; Eurotatoria; Philodinida; Philodinidae.
AUGGGUAUCAACACACGGCUUGAUCAAAUUAUACGUGAUCCAAUCUUCACUAGACGUUUAACAUUGUUGAGGUGGUCACCAACUGAUUUUAUCUAUCCAUUAGAUAAUACAAUACUUGGUCGAUUUUGUUUACAAAUCAUACCUCAAAUUUGUCAUAAAAUAAAAUGGCUCAAUCUUGAAUCAUCAUCCAUUGAACGUGUUCUUCUUGCUACCGAUUAUCCUAAUUUAUAUGGACUCGGCCUUCACAAUGUUGAAGAGAAAACAACUAUGAAUAUAUUUAAAAGUAAGAAAUUUGCCUUCGAUUAUUUGAAUUACCAAAAUGUGAGAAAUAGAUAUAAAUUAUCAAAUUUUAUUCUAUUGAGUUCUUAA